Messenger RNA from Arachis stenosperma, 1931 nucleotides. RefSeq lists its product as uncharacterized. Gene Ontology annotation, cellular component: UTP-C complex; CURI complex. Lineage: Eukaryota; Viridiplantae; Streptophyta; Magnoliopsida; Fabales; Fabaceae. The record is from RefSeq and is a predicted model, not a curated record. The transcript has 10 exons. Gene Ontology annotation, biological process: ribosomal small subunit assembly; rRNA processing. Bases 552 to 1691 code for a protein of 379 amino acids.
ACAGACGGCCUCUGCCCUCAGAAGUUCUGACUCAGACUCACCCUCACUCCAGCGGCGCCGGCGACAUUCAUUCGCAGCACAGGCAGCACCGGCCACUGGCGUCCCUAGCUCUCUCUCCCUCACGUCUCGAACGCACCGGAAUCAGAUAUCAUCCCUUCCUCUCUCAUAGCUCUCUCUCUCUCUCGUAGCUCAGCCCAGAGCAAAGAGAGCACCGGCGGCGACGACUCGGCUCUCUCCCUCCCACCGGUUUCCCUGGCUCUCUCUCCCUCACAGCUGCGAAGGCGCUCUCUCUCUCUCUCUCUCUCUCUCUCUCUCAGCUCUGCGGCGGACGGCGGUGACGUGGUCUUGUUCUCCGCCGGCGACGUCCUCUUCGUUCUUUAUUUAGCUUUUAGUUAUCCUCAGACUUAGAUUGGGUUCGUGCACACACAAACCCUUAGCAGCUCAAACCCGCGGGUUCGGGAACUGCGAUUUACUCCCUCCGGCCACCGACGUUCACAGGUUUGUCCUGCAGCCCUGGGUUUCAUAACGUGGCACUGGCAUUUCCAUUGGGAAUGAUGAAUAAUCCAAUAUUUAGGCCUUUGAUACCAUUAUGUCACACUACUUGUUCCUUGACCCCAGCUUAUCGUCUCUUUUCGCAAUACAAUUACUUUUUUUCUCAACCUACCUUUCUAUCCAAUGCGCUGCAGAAUUAUAUCAAUUCUGAUAACCCUUACCAUGGCCAAAAGAUCCAUUCCCAGAUUCUGAAAUCUGGCUUUGUUCCAAACACUAACAUCUCCAUAAAGUUACUGAUAUUGUAUCUUAAAUGCAAUUGUUUAAGUUUCAAAUUUGUCACGAUGAAAUUAAAAAGCAAAACUGAAAAGUGCGCCAUGGAAAAGAAGAGGAAAAGGAAGCUGGAAAAAAUUGUUGACGUUGAGACAGAUAGUACAUUGAAUGCUGAAGUGGAUAAUGGAAUGCAAGUUGGAAAGGAGAAAAAGGAGAAAUCUUCUAUCAAUAGAAAGAGGAAGAAUAAAGAUAAAAACCGUCGCAAGGGUGAAGUUGAUUUAGAGGAGAAUAGUGAUGGGAUUGUUCAUGACCAUCCUUCUGAAGCUCAAGAAAUCAAAGAUACUGAGGAGCAUGGAGAUGCUGAUACUGGAGCAGCCAUCAAAUCCCGUAAAAAGAAAUCUAAAAAGAAGAGGAAAAAGGAAGCUAGUUUUGUAAAUGAGGUGGAAAAUUCUCCAAAAAAAGGAGGGGACCCUGAUCAGGAUCAAAUUUAUGUUAUUUCUUCCGGGGAUGAGGACUUCUCAAAAGGAAUGAGAAAGUGGAUCACGGAAUACCAUCAAAGUAGACCAGGGCUGAAUAUAUUGCAGGAGCAAAUUGACGAAUUCAUAACUGCUCAUGAGGAAAAACUGGAGCAGGAAAGGAUAGAGAGAGAAGAACGUGCAGCAGAAGGGGGUUGGACUGUUGUUGUACAUCAUAAGGGUAGGAAGAAAACUACCGACGCCGAAAGCGGGGUAGCUGUGGGAUCUGUUGCACAAGCUGCAGUGGAGAACAAAAUGGCAAAAAAGAAGAAUAAAGAAGUGAAGGGAGAUUUCUACCGGUUUCAAAAGAAAGAAGCCCAGAGGAAUGAGAUCAUGAUGCUGCAGAGCAAAUUUGAAGACGACAAAAAGAGACUGCAGCAAUUAAGAGCUGCCAGAAAAUUUAGACCUUAUUAACAGUUUUCUAGAGCACAGGGAUCCAAUUUUUUUUUCUUUCACCCUUUGGGAUCAUGGGAAAAUACCCUAGGGUUGGAAUUGAUUAUAGAGAUGGAAAAUCUUAAAUAUAGAACGGUUUAAAAGUCCCAAUUUUGUAGCUGCUGUCAAUUUAUUUAUUAUUACUAUAGCUGAAUUCUUAAUGUAAUUUUGAGUAGUUGUUUUACAGCGUUGGCGAAACUUCUUGGGCCCUAUUUCCCUUGA